AAACCCACAUAGAAGCCUUGAAUCCAAAGCUCUUAACUAGACAGAGAGUGCCUCUUUCCUUCUUCUUCUCUUCUAACCCUACUGCUGCUUAAAAAAUGGAUGCCAGAGCUUUCCUAAUGAACUUCUUCUCCUUCUUCUUCUUCUUCUUGCUCUCUCUGUUUGCUCUGAGUUUCGAGGUCUCGAAAGCUCAAAUGGUGCCGGCUGUGUUUGUUUUCGGAGACUCCCAGGUUGAUGUUGGCAACAACAACUAUCUUCCUGUGUCUGUUGCCAAGGCAAAUUUCCCUCACAACGGGAUCGAUUUUCCUACCAAGAAACCUACUGGGAGGUUCUGCAAUGGCAAGAACGCAGCAGAUUUGAUUGCUGAAAAACUAGGGUUACCAAGUUCACCACCAUAUCUUUCCUUGUCGAACAAGAAGGAUGCUUCAUAUAUCAACGGCGUUAGCUUCGCCUCCGGCGGCGCCGGAAUCUUCAACAGCACAGAUCAAGUUUUUGGUCAAGCCAUACCUUUACCAAAACAAGUGGAGAACUACCUAGCAGUGCAUAAAAUUUUAAUGCAACAGCUAGGAGCAGGUGCAGAAAAGCACUUCGCUGAAUCUCUUUUCGCCAUUGUCAUCGGUAGCAAUGACCUCUUCGAUUACUUUGGUUCUUCCGAUCUCAAAAAGAAGUACACCCAACAACAAUUUGUAGACUUGAUGACUAGCAACCUAAAAGCACAACUCAAGAGACUGUACGCGUUCGGUGCACGUAAAUUUUUCAUUAGUGGUGUCGGGUUGAUCGGGUGUAUUCCUGCAGAAAGAGUUAAAAACAAGACCCAAGAAUGCAACGAAGAACGAAAUUUCUGGUCCGAUAAGUACAACCAGGGGCUGAAGGCAAUGUUGAACGGGUUGCAAUCGGAACUUCAAGGCAUAAACUACUCCUACUUUGAUACUUACGGUAUCAUGCAAAACGUCAUCCAAAAACCAUCUGCUUACGGGUUCAAUGAGAUUAAAGCCGCCUGUUGUGGCCUUGGAGAUCUGAAAGCUAAGGUCCCUUGUGUUCCCAUUUCGACAUAUUGCCCCAACAGGAAAGAUCAUGUUUUCUGGGAUCUGUACCAUCCAACAGAGGCUACGGCUAGAAUUUUUGUGGAUGCUCUUUUUGAUGGUACAACGCAAUACAGUGUCCCCAUGAAUGUUAGGCAGCUAGUUUCUACUUAAGCUUAUAGCAAAUAAAUCAAAUGGAGUAGGCUUACAGUCAGAGAAUCAAACAAUUGGGAGGAAUAAAGAUUCAGCCAUAGCAGCUAGUACGGGUGACAAUGAUUUACCGUGGAUAUUUCAAGUAUCCAUUCAUGACAAAUAAUAGAAAAGAGAUCUAUGUAUACCAUUGUAAUGCAUAGUUUCAUUUAUUUAGCAAAUCAUCCAUGAUCAAUAAAUCUUAAUUGCUGGUUAAUUUUCCAGUUUCA
This is a messenger RNA of Theobroma umbraticum, 1438 nucleotides long. RefSeq names its product GDSL-like Lipase/Acylhydrolase superfamily protein. The record is from RefSeq and is a predicted model, not a curated record. Lineage: Eukaryota; Viridiplantae; Streptophyta; Magnoliopsida; Malvales; Malvaceae. Gene Ontology annotation, molecular function: hydrolase activity, acting on ester bonds.